Molecule: messenger RNA, 377 nt
Organism: Aspergillus ibericus CBS 121593
Lineage: Eukaryota; Fungi; Ascomycota; Eurotiomycetes; Eurotiales; Aspergillaceae
Exons: 1
Coding region: 97-318 (73 amino acids)
Source: RefSeq, a predicted model, not a curated record
CAAUUCAGGGACAAAACACCGGCCGUGUUGAUCGCCCAUGGGUCGGCCUCGACGGCACCCCGGCACUGGAUAAGGAUUAUCCUGUUGUUUACCAUAAUGAGGGCUGCAUGGCCUGGGUGUCAUUGGCCCGCUGUCCGAUCAUCACAGCCAACAUCACUGGGACUCGAGGUACCGUGUGGUUGGCAUUCCGUCGUCGCUGACCACCCCACGGGUGACCCGACGAUGCUGAAGAUGAUGAUGCUGCUGCUGCUGCUGCCGAUGACAAGGUCGCUGCGGAUGCCCGCCCGGCGUCUCACCCCCAAUUUCCUCAAUUAUUAACCAGCACCCUGAAAGGCUGGCAUUAGCGUCCUUGGAGUCGGGGUGGCUUGAUGAUACUA